Molecule: messenger RNA, 2285 nt
Organism: Linum tenue
Lineage: Eukaryota; Viridiplantae; Streptophyta; Magnoliopsida; Malpighiales; Linaceae
Source: the annotation of a GenBank genome assembly
UUCUUGUUGGUUAUCAGCUCUACCUCUCUCACUUCUCUUCCUUUCCUCUCUGGUCUUCCUCCACUCCAAUUAUUCCCCACUCCUCUCUCAAGCUGAUGAUCCCUUGAACCUCUACUUUCCCUCUUCCCCUGAGAACUGCUGCCACAGCUUGCUCUGACCAUGGCUUCCCCUGUAGUAGAAGGAGCAGAGAUGGACUUAGAGAACGGACUUCUGACUCCUCAAAAAUCCCAAAACUCACUGGGUGAGCCAUCACCAACACCUUCACCAUCCUCUGCAUCCACAGCUCCUGCUCUGGUUCUGUCCAACUCCGGGAAAAGGAUGGAUCAAGCUGGGAAAAAGAAGUAUGUGAAGCAAGUAACUGGGCGACACAAUGAUACCGAGCUGCACUUGGCAGCUCAACGUGGCGAUUUGGCUGCUGUGAAGCAGAUUCUAGAUGGUAUUGAUUCUCAAAUGGUGGGGACUUUGACUGGAGCAGACUUUGAUGCUGAGGUUGCAGAGAUAAGGGCGUCGGUUGUCAAUGAGGUUAAUGAGUUGGGAGAGACUGCCUUGUUUACUGCUGCUGACAAAGGACACCUAGAGGUGGUGAAGGAACUUCUCAAGUAUGCAAGUAAGGAGUGCACUACUAGGAAGAACAGGUCGGGUUUCGACCCUCUCCAUAUUGCUGCUAUGCAAGGACACCAUGCCAUUGUUCAAGUUCUACUUGAUCAUGACCCUAGUCUGAGCCAAACAUAUGGUCCGUCGAAUGCCACACCUCUUGUAUCUGCUGCCACCAGAGGGCAUACUUCUGUAGUCAUUGAAUUGCUAUCGAAGGAUGGCAGCUUACUGGAGAUCUCUAGGUCAAAUGGUAAAAAUGCUUUGCAUUUAGCUGCGAGGCAAGGGCAUGUUGAAAUCGUGCGGGCAUUGCUCACUAAAGACCCUCAAUUGGCACGAAGGACUGACAAGAAAUGGCAGACCCCAUUGCACAUGGCUGUCAAAGGUCAGAGCUGUGAGGUGGUGAAAUUGCUUCUUGCAGCUGAUGCUGCUAUUGUUAUGCUGCCAGACAAGUUUGGUAAUACCGCAUUGCAUGUCGCUACCAGAAAAAAGCGUGCAGAGAUUGUGAAUGAAUUGUUAUUACUUCCUGAUACAAACGUCAAUGCACUGACUCGAGAUCACAAGACAGCACUUGAUAUAGCUGAAGGGCUCCCCCUUUCAGAAGAAUCUUCUGAGAUAAGGGAGUGUCUCUCACGCUAUGGAGCCAUCAGAGCUAAUGAACUCAACCAACCAAGGGACGAACUAAGGAACACGGUUACUCAAAUCAAGAAAGAUGUGCAUACUCAGCUCGAGCAAACCAGAAGAACCAACAAGAAUGUCCACAACAUCUCCAAAGAACUGAGGAAGCUACACCGUGAAGGGAUCAACAACGCCACAAACUCGGUGACCGUUGUAGCUGUGCUAUUUGCAACCGUUGCCUUUGCAGCAAUCUUCACUGUGCCUGGAGGGGAUGAUAACAAUGGGAUAGCCGUGGUGGUGACCCAUGCUUCUUUCAAGAUCUUCUUCAUCUUCAAUGCCAUAGCUCUCUUCACAUCACUGGCUGUUGUUGUGGUCCAAAUCACAUUGGUGAGAGGCGAGACAAAAGCAGAGAAAAGGGUAGUGGAGGUGAUCAACAAGCUGAUGUGGCUGGCCUCUGUGUGCACCUCGGUGGCAUUUAUGGCCUCUUCUUACAUAGUGGUUGGCAGAAGACACGAAUGGGCUGCGAUUCUGAUAACUUGUGUUGGUGGAGUGAUCAUGGCUGGGGUACUUGGCACCAUGACUUACUAUGUAGUGAGGUCGAAGAGGAGUCGGUCAAUGAGGAAGAAGGAGAAACAUGCCAGGAGAAGUGGGUCGAAUUCAUGGCAUCAAUCUGACUUCUCCAACUCUGAAAUUGAUCGAAUUUAUGCCCUUUAAAUGACUGGUAAUUGUAAUCUCCCUGUAAGUUACUUCCAAAACCUGAUCUUUUACUGUAGGCCAGUGACAUGAAUGUCAGAACAACAAACAUGUCCAGCAACUAUGUAUGUAUAGAAAAAAAGACCAAAGCUUUGAUUUGCAUAUGGGUGAGGAGAUUUCUUUGCUGAGGCAGCCAUUUUCAUCACAUCUUGCUCAUUGAAACAAAUGCAUGUACUGUACUUGGCAAAUUCGCUUAUGUACUCCAAGGAUAUGCGCUGCUGCAGCUUGAGUAUAGAGCUAACUGAUACAGAACAGAAAAUUAGAAAUGCUUCGAGACUACCAGGAUUAUGAGCACAAGAGUUUUUUUUUUUUUUUUUUUUUUG